UAGAGUGUCAUAUUCGUUCCAAUAUCAUGAAACGGUGUUCUCGGCCAUCCUGUGGGCUCCUUGUGAUGCUCUUUCUUGUUCUCCUAGCCAUGCCAUAUGAAGAGGUGGGAGUUAGGCGAUGCGAGGGCAGGGUUUGCGAGUCACAAAGCCACAGGUUCCAUGGGACAUGCAUCAUUGACCACAACUGCGCAGAGGUUUGCCGCAACGAAGGCUUCACCGGAGGCCACUGUGUUGGGUUCCGUCACCGCUGCUUUUGCACUAGGCACUGUUAAUUUCAUAUGCUUUUGUUGUAGUAAUAAAUUAGGUUUAUACUAGGAUUGUGAGUAUGCAUGCUUUUCAUUUCGUGUUCUUGGUUCUAUUUUAAUAUCAACAAUAAGAUCUCUUUAUAAAGCUUUUAGAGUUUUACUUUGAUU
Molecule: messenger RNA, 413 nt
Organism: Cucurbita pepo subsp. pepo (vegetable marrow)
Lineage: Eukaryota; Viridiplantae; Streptophyta; Magnoliopsida; Cucurbitales; Cucurbitaceae
Product: defensin-like protein 1
Biological process (GO): defense response
Source: RefSeq, a predicted model, not a curated record